GUUCUUGCACUUUCUCAUAUCUUCCUCAUCCAUCAAGUAUUUUGAAAAUUCAGAAUAUUGAGAAGACAUGUCGUGGCGCAACAGCCAGAUGCCUACCUCCAAGGUCAAGGUUACACUUGGAUGUCAAAAGCUUAACAUGGUCUGCAAAAGGAGAGAACCUGCUGUGUUAAGAGGACUUGAUAUAGGACCAUGUGGGGAGAAAUGGACUCCGGAAUAUCUGGCAGAGAAAGGCGGAGAUAGAGAAGUAAAAAUACACGUGUCCAAGACUGCCCAGAUGGAUUUUAUCAACAAAAACUUCAUGUAUAGGUCAUUACCUUUCAGUGAGCUCGUUAAAAGGGCUUCAAAGGCAAAACAAGAAGAGUUCUUCAUAGAGGAGACGGAAAAAUAUUACUUACGUGCACUUGGAGACGACCCAAGAAAAGAUAUUGCCGAUGUGAGAGUUCAAUUUCCAACUCUUGCAGAAGAUAUAAAGUUUCCGGAAUUCUAUCCAAAGGAGAAAUUUUUCUCCAGUGUAUUCAGAAUAGCCUCCCCUGGUUUACAAUUGUGGACACACUAUGACGUAAUGGACAAUUUUCUGAUACAAAUUCAAGGUAGAAAACGUGUGGUCCUCUUCAGUCCUAGGUCAGUCAACUUCCUGUACAUGAAUGGUGACAAGUCUGAGGUGUUGGACAUAGACAAUGUAGAUGAAGUAAAAUAUCCAUUGUUUAACAAGGCAGAAAGGUUUGAAGUUCACCUUGAACCUGGGGAUGUUCUUUUUAUACCAGCUUUAUGGUUCCACAAUGUGAUAUCACUAGAAUUUGGAGUGGCAGUUAAUGUCUUCUGGAAACAUUUAGAUGACGGUGUAUACGAUAAUAAAGAUACAUAUGGAAACAAAGACCCUCUGCCAGCUAGCCGAGCAUUCCAGAUUGUGGACAGGGCUGUGAAAACGCUUGAAGAGUUACCAGAACCUUAUCGAGAAUUUUACGCUCGGCGACUUAUAGACAGAAUAGAGAAAAAAGCAGUGAACAAUUUUCCAACCUGAUUUGUUUAAAAGUUUUUGCUUAGAGAUUAUAAAACAAACUAUGGUGAGGCUCAAUUAAAAAAAACGCCCAGGACUGAUCUUCCUGACGUAAAGAAUAUGAUAAGGGGCUUGUUAGUUAACCUUAUUAUAUAUAUGAAAUAUGGACACAACAUUCUUCAAUGUCUUAGGUGGGAGAAAAGUGUUUUCUUCAUUAGGGUCCGAGGCAAAGUUUUGGGUCUUUCUUAAACACAUUUUUUAAGGGACUUCAAAGAAAGCACAGCUAGCAAUAUAUUAUUGUACUUCAGUUAUUUUCUAAAAAUUGUUAAUUUUUUUUUUUUAUUGAGUGAUCAGGCACUACAGUCAUGUAAUGUUAAACAGUUGUGUUUCAUUUGUUUUUUUUAAAAGGAUGACAUCCAUUUUCUGAUAACCUAUUUUUAAAUAAGAAAAUAAUUAUGCAAAUAGUAGAGAGAAAUGAGAAGGAUGUAGAUUUGUGUUCAGUUUGCUUAUAGAUUAUGUAAAGGAUAUUAAAUGAGUGUAGGUUCAAAACUGAAUUUAUUGGACGGUGUGUAUAAAAUUAUAUUAUGUGAGCAUCUUGUGAGCUUAAUAUUAUUUCAUUCAACAAGUUGAAUGAUUUCAGUAAUGAAUGUACACUAAUUUAAUAUUCUAGUUGUCACAUACCAGUUCCCAAAAUAAAAACUGUUUAAAGUGAAAAAGGAUCAUUUUUUUCAUUGAAGCACCUGUAGUGUAAGGCUAUUAUUUAAUAAGGCUCAGCAUUUUUGCACGUUUGUGUAGUGCAAAUGAUGUUACAUUAAAUUUAUGCAUGGCCAUGCAAUACCAUUUUUAUGGAGUCGCAAAAGCAGCAUGGGUAUGUAAUUAUGAGUAUAGGAAUAAUUGACUAAAUUUUGCUCUAUUCCUGUGAUAAAUUAUUGAAUAAACAGAAUUAUAGUAUGAAUAGCUCUUUUAUUUGGACAGAGAAUUUUUUACUACUUAUACUUACAGUGCCUCCUUAUGUCAUUAAGAUCUCAUUUUGGCUUGCGGAACGUUGGUGGUUCUUCUCAGGUGCCUGUUUGUGUCUGAAAUGAUGUACUGAAGGUCUUCCUCCACCAGUAAAGCUGGAAUGUCGCCAUAUGACCUAUACUGUGUCGGUGUGACGUAAAACCCAAUCAAAAUACAAAAAAUAUCCCUGGGUGUCAGUAACCUUUAUUUAUGAUAACUUGCAAUAUGUGGAGAACUAUAACACAGUCCUUACCAUGUUAGAUAUCUU
This is a messenger RNA of Ruditapes philippinarum (Manila clam), 2264 nucleotides long. Its product is annotated as tRNA wybutosine-synthesizing protein 5-like. The record is from RefSeq and is a predicted model, not a curated record. Gene Ontology annotation, molecular function: 2-oxoglutarate-dependent dioxygenase activity; tRNA binding. Lineage: Eukaryota; Metazoa; Mollusca; Bivalvia; Venerida; Veneridae. The transcript is spliced from 7 exons. Gene Ontology annotation, biological process: wybutosine biosynthetic process. The coding region runs from base 68 to 1021 and encodes 317 amino acids.